Molecule: messenger RNA, 1254 nt
Organism: Trichoderma asperellum CBS 433.97
Lineage: Eukaryota; Fungi; Ascomycota; Sordariomycetes; Hypocreales; Hypocreaceae
Biological process (GO): response to heat; protein refolding
Cellular component (GO): cytoplasm; nucleus; cytosol
Molecular function (GO): ATP binding; Hsp70 protein binding
Source: RefSeq, a predicted model, not a curated record
AUGGUGAAGGAAACAAAGCUUUACGAGACACUUGGUGUCUCUCCCACAGCUACUGAGCAGGAGUUGAAGAAGGCUUACAAGAUUGGUGCCCUGAAGCACCAUCCUGACAAGAACGCCCACAACCCCGCUGCCGAAGAGAAAUUCAAGGAGAUCUCCAGUGCUUACGAGAUCCUUUCCGACCCCCAGAAGCGUCAGAUCUACGAUCAAUAUGGUGAAGCCGGUCUCGAGGGUGGUGCCGGUGGCGCUGGCGGCAUGGCUGCUGAAGAUCUGUUUGCCCAGUUCUUCGGCGGUGGUGGCUUUGGCGGAAUGGGUGGCAUGUUUGGUGGCAUGCAGAACCGUGGACCUCCCAAGGCUCGCACCAUCCACCACACCCACAAGGUUUCUCUCGAGGAUAUCUACCGUGGCAAGAUCUCCAAGCUUGCGCUGCAACGAUCCAUCAUCUGCCCCAAGUGCGACGGCCUUGGAGGAAAGGAUGGUGCUGUUCGCAAGUGCGCGGGCUGCAAUGGUGCUGGUAUGAAGACUAUGAUGCGCCAGAUGGGCCCCAUGAUUCAGCGCUUCCAGACUGUCUGCCCCGACUGCAAUGGUGAAGGUGAAAUUAUCAAGGAUAAGGAUCGCUGCAAGCAGUGCAACGGCAAGAAGACCACCGUUGACCGAAAGGUUCUCCACGUCCACGUCGACAGGGGUGUCAAGAGCGGCACCAAGGUCGAGUUCCGAGGCGAAGGUGACCAGGCUCCUGGUGUUCAGGCUGGUGAUGUUGUUUUCGAGAUUGAGCAGAAGCCUCACGCACGCUUCACCCGAAAGGAUGACGACCUCCUUUACCGAUGUGAAAUUGAGCUCGUUACUGCACUGGCAGGAGGUACCAUCUACGUUGAGCAUCUGGAUGAGCGAUGGCUUAGCAUUGAAAUCCUGCCUGGAGAGGCUAUUGCACCUGACUCUGUGAAGAUGGUUCGCGGUCAGGGUAUGCCCUCAUACAGACACCACGACUACGGCAACCUGUACAUCCGCUUCGAUGUCAAGUUCCCUGAAAAGAACUGGACCGACGACGCCUCUGCAUUCGAAUCCCUUCGAAAGCUCCUUCCUCCUCCCUCAACACAGGGCAACCCCCCUGCUGAGUCCAUGACAGAGCCUGCCGAUUUGGAAGAUUUGGAUAGCGGUGCUCAGAACAAGGUCUUCGGAGACCCCAACGGUAUGGGCGAUGAUGAGGACGAAGAUGGCCACCCUGGUGGUGAGCGCGUGCAGUGCGCUUCGCAGUAA